GUAUUCAUCGUCAUCACCAUUCGGCGUUUUACAUUCGUUCGGUGUUGAUGGUGUUACGUGUAAUGUACUCUCCGAAAGAGAAGACUGGUGCGAAAUUUUAAGCAACUACAAUUUAACUUCAUACUUCACGACUCUUAACGCCAUCGGUUUGAAAACAAAAACGAUCACAAGCUCAUAGUUGAAAGUGAAUCAAGCCAUAGGAAGGGAACUCUUCAUUUAGCUCUCUCGCGAUCAUAAUGGCACACAGUCCGAAGAAGGAGCUCUCUGAGGAAGCUGAGGCAGCAAUAAACGUAUUGCGAGCUUUGGUGUCUUCGAAAAAGGGACCAUCUACAGUUUACAGUAUUCUGAGAGACUAUCGCGAAUUGGAGGGUGGACCACUGUUGUACAAAAAGUUUGGUUAUCCUAAUCCGGAAAAGUUUCUGGAAGCUUCAGGAGAGUUUUCACUUAGUACCCAAAUGGGCGAGACAGUAAUGUAUGCGAAACCUAACAAGGAAUCUGUACAUAUACUGAAAAUGGUCGCCGCUCAGAGGAAUACGAAAACGAAAAAGUCUGGAUUUUCGAUAUUACGCCAACCACAGAAAAGAAUCGGUGGAAAUAACUGGAAUCCAAGCGCCUACAAUAAAAUGUACUCUCAGAUGCCACAAACGAAUAGAUUUUCUCCCAAAAAGUACACUCCACAAGCACAAAAUCAACAUCAGCAACGUUAUAAUAGUCCGAAUAAUCAGCCCAAGCCGUUUUUUCAAGCUAUGUCGAAUGGUCCAAGGUGGCAAAACACCAAUCGUACUAGUAGUAGCACUCCCAACAAUAGUCCGCUAAAACCGUUGAUGUCACUCAGGAUUUCUCCACCGCUUCAACAGCAUACACAGUCUAACAAUCAAUAUAUGCAGAACAAUCAGCGCUACAAUCGGACUGAAACAAACAACAAUAACUCAACGGUGAAGAAUCUCAAUAGAUCGACUCAAAGCCCGGUAAAAACUGGACAGCAACCGUUGGCCUCAAAUGACCUACGUCAUAAGCUGAGUGAUAAACAAUCGGUUCAGUUAAAACAACCAUCCUCAUUGGAGUUAAAAAAUCAGCUAAACAACCAGCAACCGCAAACCACUCGAGUCGUGGAACAACGUAACAAUGCCAUUCAAAAAAUGGUUUGUGAUGCGGUCACUAAUAAUUAUGCUCAACCAGCGAUUUCCGCUUCAGUCAUUCCUCAACCAGUAUUACAAUCAACUAGGAGCGUAAAUUCAAGAUUACAGAUAACGAAAGAAGUUAUCCCUGUUCCAGCUAAGGAAACAAUAAAAUCAUCACAGGUACAAUUCGAUACAAACGAGGUAUUCUCACCGAGGCAUGAAUUGAGCAGUCCAUCACAAUCAGUUAUUUAUCCAGUAAUUCUCACACCGCCUACGACCCCUGUAGUACAGUUGCCGAUUCUGCCCUUCCGGAAGUCGCUUCAGGAUCGGCUUAAAAUUAACCAGCAGGUCGAUGUUUCUGAUUUGGAGAAAGUAUCCAAAGUAAUAACACCACAAAGUCCACCUCCGAAAGCAGCAGAUUUUGAUUCUAAGCUCCCGCUGCUCCCUUCGAAUCCGUCGGCAGGUAAUCGUCCAAGAGAAGCAUUUUCAUGGAAUCAGCCACAUGCAACACCGGCUGAGAUGUUGGUCUCGUAUGCGGAACACAACGGAUUAGAGCGUCCCAUCUACAAUUACUUAAAAUUGAAGAACAAACGUGUACAAUGUCGUGUUACGGUGAACAAAUCGACAUACUCUACAUAUCCCGAUGAUUUUAUGAACGAAUUCGAAGGUCAAUUUGCCGCGGCACAGAUCGCUAUCGAGAACCUUAAGCGAGAGGAAGAGCGAAACAACUUUUCCGUCUGUCUCGAGUCGGACUUUGAGAUCGCUACUAAAAUAUUCGAUCUGUUGGUUAACUGCCCACAUGGUAUGUUCAGGAAGAACAUUCCCGAUGCUUUCCGAAAUGCGCAUCACGCCUUGCUACCGGAUAAUUGGGAGUUGAUCAUACUUGAGAAUGCGCGAAUGUUUUCGAAAGAAGAAGCUCAGGGUAAUACCAUAGUUUUCGCGAAUGUUCGGGAGGGAACCGGAUCCGGCGGAUCAACACCUUCAAUCACGUCUGAGGCUAAAUGUAUGUCAGCUAACGUGUUACCGUUACCGUGGAAGGAACAGUAUUGGAAUCUGUACAUCACUAAUCCCGUUUCCACGGUAGAGAUUUGGGCGCGUUUGGUCGGUCCCCAAUACAGUGAUCAAAUGGAUAUACAAACCACUGAUAUCGAACUUUCCAUGAUGGGUGAGAUGAAACCUAAACCAAAGACGAUUGCCGUUGGUGAGUACUACUUGGUUUCGAUAACCGAUUGUUGGUACCGCGUCAGAGUAGAAGAGAUUGACUUCGAAAACAACAACUGUUCCUGCUUCUUCAUUGAUAUUGGGGAAUGGGAACGUGUUUCGCUGGAUGAGAUCUAUGUGUGCGAUGCAAAGUAUCUUGAGCUUCCUGGACAAUCAGUUUGUUUCACGCUGGACGGUUUGGAGGAUUUUGGUGAGAAUCCGAAGGCGAAACCACAUCUUAACGAUUUGUUAAACGGCAAAGUGUGCAUCAGUGAGAUUCUAACAUCUGAAGAGGAGCACGAGAAGGACAGCAAAAACAAUUUGAACGAGGCUCGCAUUCGAAUGAUUUUGUACGAUACAUCGUUCGAUGAGGAUAUCAAUUUGAAUUCGAUGCUUCUGAAGCACAUUUGUGAUGAUACUCCAGCACCGGAGCUGGAUCGAAAGUGUGUCACAACUGUAAGCAUUACCCAUGUAGAUGAAAUUGGGAAUGUUUACUGUUACGUUAAAGAUUUAGCAAUGGUUUACAUUCAGAAACUAAUCAAUAGUUUAGUUCAAUCUGAUGCAUUGGAGGGCAAGCACCGUGGUCUCUAUAAAUCUCGAUCAGCUGCUGAUCAACGGCUAUAUUUGGUGCAGGACGAAAGUGAUAACAAAUGGUACCGAGCAUCACUGAUUGCUGAAGAAUCCGGUCCGUUCUGUAGAGUGCUACUUGUUGAUGUGGGUGUAAGAAAACUGGUUAAUAUUUCCAAUAUUUACCGUUUGGAAACAUUGAGCGUUGCACUUAGCCGUUAUCCGCCCCAAAACAUCCGUAUGAAAAUGUUUGAUCUCCCAGAAAUCAACGAUUAUAUAUUGGGACGUCUAAGAGCGCUACUUACACCCGGACAAACAGCAAUGGUUAAAGUCGCUGCAUGUUCCACAAUUCCGCUAGUGAAAAUCUAUAUGCAUCUGGAUCAGAACAAUAUCCUGGUUUGCGUGAAUAACAGCAUUCGAUCGGAGAUGGAACUGGAGAUUGAUUCGGAAGUUAUAAGUGAUCCAAGGAUUACUUACAACGAAAGCAGUAGUUCAUCAACAACUAGUUCUGCUAAAAUCAACACAAGCUAUACUUCGGACUAUUCUAUGCACAGUCUGGAAGCAGCUGAUUUGUCGAAACAUUUUAGUGGACUGAAGAUAGGAAAUCGCAAGCUUGGUAGCCCUAUCCCGUCAAUGGUUGCACCUAAGUUAGCCAAGUUUCAACUGCCUGCUGUUGGUGAUCUUUUUGAAGUGCAAGUGACGAUUGCAUCCAACCCAAAGUUUUUCUUUGUGCAGCCGUAUGCCCACGCUAUCCAUCUGAAUCGAAUGAUGGUCGAUUUGCAGAAGUAUUGUAUGUCAAAGGCUCAGGUUGUUUCUAAGGAUAGCGUUCAGCAGGGAGAAGUUUAUGCCGCUCUGAAUAGUGACGAUGGGUAUUGGUACAGAGCUAUUGUGGUCAAUAUUCUGUGCGGCCCAACGAUAAUCCACGUAUAUUUUUGCGAUUUUGGUCAAAUCAAAAUAAUGGAUAGCGAUUCACUGCGAAUUCUUCCCCAACAGCUACGCGUCUUGCCGCAACAGGCAGUGAAAGCCAAAUUGCAUGGAGUUCAACCUUUACAUGGUGACUGGACCGCGGAGGAUGCUGUUCGUUUCCAGCAAUUGACGGAAAACAAGAAGUUCGCCAGUUACAUUCGCAGUGUUCAAGCUGACGAAUUCAAUCAACACGAUGACAUUGUUGAGCUGGAGCUAAUUGAUGUUUCGACUGAGGAGGACAUUCUAAUACAUCAGAUUUUUGUGGACGAGAAGAGAGCCGUGCUGACUGGUGGUAAGUAGAAUCAUGCAAAGCAUUGGGAAGGACGAUAUCGGAAAUCGUCUACAAAGGACUACCAGCUUACUGCAUUACGUUUGAGCUAGCUUGGGAAAUUUUCGUGUCUAUCGAAAAAGAGCACACUCAAUAACAAUCAUACGAUACCUUGAGAAUCGUAGACUCCACGUUCGCGUAUCACGCCAUGGAGGAUAAUAAGAGAGAAAUGAAGUUGCCUUAAUAAUUAUCUGAUAGAGAAGCUAUUUAUCAAUGGUGGCUAUUUUUGAGAUUUUUGACAAUACUUUUUAUACUUUGAGGAACUGUUUAUCGAAUGUCGAAAUCAAACCAUAGUUAUAAUGUAAUAUUUAUAUACGCGUAAUAUCGAUAUGACGCAAGAAAUCCAUUCCACUAGACAAUAACGAACAAAAUACGAACGAGUUUAAUACAACCAGAAGAGAAAAUAUCCGAAAAAUGUCACUAUCGUCAAUUGCCAAACUUUCAGAAAAAAAUAGUGAUAAUUUUGUACCUAGCGAGUAAUAAAAUGCGGAAACAGAAUGUGAUUAACCAAUGAUAAUAAAAAAAAAGUUAUUGUUUUGUAGGAUUAGUAAUCUUUAUGGGAAUAGAAAGCAGUUCUUCCAGGAGUUGGUGACGCAAAAUAUAACUAAAUUUGCUUGGCUUUCAAUAACCAUAUCCUCCAACUAUCCAUAUCUUUAUUGUUUAUCGAUGUUUAUUAACGAUAUAUUUGAUAUAGACAGAGAAGAUGGUCAUUUGAUGUUCUCAAUACUCUACCCGUAUGUUUUGUGUUUGCGUCUCAACGUAAAACCCCAAUCACCUAAUGGUAUGGUAUGGUAUUACCCAUAUACUACAUAUUUAAUAAACUGUUCAUCCUACACGUGAUACUAUUCAAUAUACACUAUUAUGCAAUUUAGCGCUAGAUGGAAUAUUUAUUCGUUUUUUGAAAAAUAUAGCUAUUUUUACGCAGGUUGUUGAAGUACGUACUAUAAUAUACAGAAUCUGUUAAUGACGCCUCAAAGGGUCUGUUUGAUGAAUGUUGAUGUGAUUGCAAUAAUAUGAACGAGAUAUUUAAACAAUGUUAUAUUUUAUUUUUACGAUAUAUAUUUAUUGCGAAAGUUAUGAAGAAGAUGAGAAAGGCUUCAGCGAGUUAACAGAAUAAUAAACGAUCGAAAAGUUUUCUACGA
This is a messenger RNA of Toxorhynchites rutilus septentrionalis, 5324 nucleotides long. RefSeq names its product tudor domain-containing protein 7B (gene tapas). Gene Ontology annotation, biological process: spermatogenesis. Lineage: Eukaryota; Metazoa; Arthropoda; Insecta; Diptera; Culicidae. The transcript has 9 exons. The record is from RefSeq and is a predicted model, not a curated record. The coding region runs from base 237 to 4154 and encodes 1305 amino acids.